Molecule: messenger RNA, 5925 nt
Organism: Ahaetulla prasina
Lineage: Eukaryota; Metazoa; Chordata; Lepidosauria; Squamata; Colubridae
Gene: RGS20
Product: regulator of G protein signaling 20
Exons: 5
Coding region: 81-722 (213 amino acids)
Source: RefSeq, a predicted model, not a curated record
AGUGUGCAAGUGAUAGUGCCAGCCGAGGUGAGCAAGGAAAGGAUUUCCACCUGGCUUCGGAGAUCGAAGGGAAAGCUCUCAUGGGAUCAGAGCAGGUAGAAAUGCGCAAAAGGCAGACCUCUGCAUCUCAGGAGAUACCAAGCUCUCUAUUUGCCCAGUCUGGGGUAGAGACUCAAGGCUCCAAUCCCUGCUGUUUCUGCUGGUGCUGCUGUUGCAGUUGCUCCUGUCUUACUGUUAGGAAUCAAGAUGCACCAGCACAUGAAAUUGCAUCAGAAAUGACUCCAUACUGUGAACAAGGCUCAACACCAUCUGUGGAAGAAGCAAGUGCUUGGAGGCAUUCUUUUGACAAACUGAUGGCAACACCUUCAGGUCGAAAUGCUUUCAGAGAAUUCCUUCGGUCAGAAUACAGUGAAGAAAACAUGCUUUUCUGGCUGGCCUGUGAGGACUUAAAACAGGAAUCUAGCAAGAAUGUAAUUGAUGAAAAAGUCAGGCGAAUAUAUGAAGAUUAUGUUUCUAUUCUUUCUCCAAGAGAGGUCAGUCUGGACUCCAGAGCAAGAGGAAUUAUUAACCGUAACAUGAUGGAACCAUCGAUACAUACUUUUGAUGAAGCACAACUCCAAGUUUAUAUGUUGAUGCUCAGAGAUUCCUACCCUCGGUUUGUAAACUCUGCUAUUUACAAAGAAUUAGUUAUGUCACAUUUUCAAUCAAAUGCUGAAUCGUAGAAUUAAAAUUUAUUUUGCAUCUAACUACCUACUUACACAAAUAAAACUUUGGUCUACCAUCCAUUAAUAUGGGAUUUAGAAUCAACAAGCUGAUUACAUAACAGUAAUUCAGUAAGAAGUGAAUCUUAAUACAAUGGUAACAGUGUUCCAAAGUUUACAAAUUCUAAAAUUUCACAUUAUUUCCUGAGUAGUUCUGCCUAAAUUAUAUGUGCUGAUGGAAGAUAUAUAGAAAAAAAUGUUAACAGCAGGAACAUGCACUGUAGUAAAAUUCUGAAAUGCAUACUCAGCUUUUAAAUAACAAUUCUAUGAUCUAUCUGGAGUGCUUCACUAUUCAGGUGUCCUAUCAGUGAGAGACUGGAAGUGUGGAGUCAGCACUCUUUCCAGUAUUUUUCUUAUUUUACAAAUGAAUUAUUAUGCUUGAUCCGAUUUUUCCCCUGCAUCAGGGUUAUGGCAAAAGAUAAGGGAACUACUUGAUCAAAUAGAUGUCAGUUCUUUCCAUUCUGCUCAUUGUAUAAUCCAUAGUUUGCCUCUGAUAAGAUCGUUUGAAUAUUAAAGCAAUUCAUAUCAGAGCUGUUGCAAAGCUGUAAGGAAAAAUCUGAUAUUGAACUUUAUCCUUCAGAGCCUUACCACUGAUCUUGGGCAACAUAAUCCAAGAAAUCUUGUAGCUGUUGAGGUUCUGUUUAUAGGGACCUCUGAUUUUAGUCAAACCUACUUAAAACUUACAUAUAAUAAAACAUUUUAAUUUGUAUAACAAUGUUUGUUUACUGAAAGUGUACCAAAAUUGCAAUGUUUGACCAAGCCUGAGGAUUUCUAUGAAUUCUGAAACUUUUUCUCAGUAAGUACUUUAAGUGAUUACUUUGCACUGUACAAAGAAAAUACUUGUUUUGAUAUUGAAAUGUUCACAUGAUAAUCCAAAAGGUGCUUUUUUCAAAAGGCAACUGGACUGUUUUUUCCUUGAAGACAGUUCACUUUUCACCCAAGAAGCUUCAGAACUGAAGAAGCUUCUUGGAUGAGAAGCGAAACAUCUUCAGUGAAAAAUGAAGUUCAGUUGCCUUUUGAAAACCAUGAGCUGCAUGACUGAGAAUCUCCAUACACAUGAUAAUUUCUUCAUGCUUAUAAGAACUGGCAUUGAGUUCUUGACAUAAUUCUAAAACUGAUUUCCCACAUUUAUCUCUCUACCAACAAAAAGUUCAGUUUAGGCAUUAUUUUUAGAAUUCAGAAUAAUUCACUCCUCUUUAAGGAAAAACUAAUUUUACUUACAAACUUAAUGACAGGAGUAGCAUUUCUUCAUGAGUAGCAUGAGAGCGUUUCAAAGUUAAGAACAAAACAAAGAAAAUUGCACAAACAAAAAAGGCACUGAAAAGAGAUGUCACCCAUAAAAUAUUAUCCUAUUACUGAAUCUAUAGAAUGAUUUUGUUAAUAUUUCUAGAAAAAAAAAACCAAAAAUAUGAAAACUUGUUAAUCACUGCUCUAAAUUAAACAUCCAAUAUGUAUCUCAGCUACUUUCAUUAUGUAAAUGGCAAUCAUAGUUUUAAAUAUUCAUAAACUGGGAAGCCAGUUUAAUCUAAGAAUAUCAAUUUGUUAAUUAUAGAACUUGUUAAAAUCUUGCUUUCAAAAUGAUUUUGGGGGAACUCUGAAUAAUUAUUCCACAGCUUAAACUGGGAAACAGCCUGGGCUUUUAAAGAAUGUAUACAUUAUGAAAACUAAUAGCUCUGAACAUCUUUAAUAAAGGAAAGCUUUACAUUUCUUUCUUUCAUAAUUACUUCCUGCUGUUCAUAGAAUUGAUAUUAAUCUUGCUUUAAAUCUUGCUUUAAAUUUUUACCCAAAUACCAGAAUAGAACCAUGUGAUUUGUGCAGAAAUGUAUAUUACUUUCACCAGAAUACAUCUUCAGCUUUAAGUAUUGACUCAUUAAAUUACCUCAUGAGCUGUUGACCAUGGAACCAGUAGAACUCCCUAUCCAGUACAGGCUUACAACCAUUCAUUUAGUGCCCGCCAAAAGUUACAGUGGUACUGAAAAAAGUGACAUGACAGUUUUUCAUUCAGUAAUUGCAGCAUCCCCAUGGUCAUGUUAUCAAAAUUCAGACACUUGGCAACUGACUCAUACUGAUGACGGUUGCCGAUUCCCGGGGUCAUGAGAUUAUGUUUGCAACCUUCUGACAAGCAAAGUCAAUGCAGAAGCCAGAUUCACUUAAUCACUUUAGCUUAACUGCAGUGAUUCACUUAAUAACUGUGGCAAGCAAGAUUGUAAAUUGGGGCAAAACUCACUUAACAACUAUCUCGCUAAGCAGCAGAAAUUUUGGGCUCAACUGUGAUUGUUAAUCAAGGAUUACCUGUACUUUAUGCAGCAGCCUGUUACCGAUUGACAUUUCAGUCAGGACUUUUCUCAUGAUAUCUAGCUGAACCUCAUGCCUUGUGCAUACUCCAUCCUUAAUCACCGUAUGCACUAUACAUGUAUCUUCGCAUCCGCAAAGUAGGAACUACUUCUUUUAGCUAUAAAAGAAAGUGAAACUAAAUUCUGUGGCAACAAAAGCAUUGUGUAAAUUUCACGGAGUAAAGAAAUAUUCACUAUUAUAUUUUGAUUAAAUUUACAAAAAAGGUUUUUAAAAAUGUUUUAAAAACUAUAACCUAUAAGUCAAAUAUAUGUAAUGAUGGAAAAAUAUGUGCAGAAGGUUCACAGAACUAUCCCCAUCCCAUUUACAUUAAUAUAAAAAUACAUACAAAUUUUCCUCACCUAACUGGUGAUUAUUUGGUAUGGAAUAUCCUCUAGCAAAUAGCAAUAAAUUAAAGAUUAAUGCCUUCCCUUUCAGAAAUAUUUAAUUAUGGAUUCUCUGUAGAUGUUUUUUAUGCUCACAUGGUAAAAAAAUCUGAUUGUAUUAAUAACAGAUUCAUUAAAAUAGAAUAGAGUUUACAUGUUACUUUUCUUCUUUAAUCAGUAUUCCCCUUUGGGGACUGGAAAACAAAAACAUUGUUAGGCUUCUCACCACUGGGACAAAAUACUCAUAUAUAUAUAUAUAUACUUUUCUGUUCAGUGCAGCAAGCUGAAGAUGUGUUUUAUUUUUCCAUGUUAACCCUUUUUUUAAAAAGAAAAGAAAACUUAUUAAAAGAAAACCACACAGUGCCAAGGGAGAAGAUACAGAACAAAGCUGAUAUUUCAACUGUGAGCAUAAGUUCCAUUACCUUAGUUUGUAAAUAAAAUCAACUGUAACUAUAUUGACUCAAGAAAAUAUGUUCCACAGUAUUGCACUGAGUUGCAUAGAAGAAAGUAUCUCUACAUACAUUGUAAUUUAGAGAGAGAACAUUUCAUAAUGUUCUCAUAACUUUAUGUUAUGCAUAAAGGCAUAAGAGAGGAAAUCCCUUUAUUUAAAUCCUCAGAAAAAUGUGUAAUUUGUUGAUACAUAAAAUAAAAUUAUAAUAUUGAGAUAUUAUAUAUACUCAGAGGUAUGACUCAGUACAGUGGAUCUUGUUCACAGAUAAUCACACACAAAACUGCAAUUAAUUGAAGGAAUAUAUUGACUGUACAACAUUGUAAGUAAAUAAAACAUACAAAAAAUAUAAAGACAGUAUUCUAUGCUGUCAUUGCACAAUCUUUUUUUCCCCAGGGAAGGUUAAAAUUGAGCCAGUAUCAUAUUUUUAGUGAGACUAUUAUUUCAUCAGAAAUCAUCAUCACAAUAUGGACUAGCAACACACAUGGAUAUGGAAUUAAAGUUGUAAUAUGAAUGUAAAAGCUAUCUGCAGCAGUUACCUUAAAGGAAGGGUGAAAAAAGUAAAUGAAAUGGAAGGGCUAGGUCAGAAGGACCUUAUAUUCAAAUCAGUUCUAAACUCUUCAAACUAAAUCAAAAGUACAACAAAAAGAACAACCUGUAAUUUAUAUAUAGCGAAGAUAGUAGUUCCAUUAUUAAAAACAGGAUCUGGAGCGGUAUUCACUAUUUGGCAGCCCUACUCAUUUUGUUCAAAAACUGAAUGUUGUAAUGAAAAGCAGAACAAUUGCAGUGCUGAGCAUUUAAGCAUAUUCCUAUCAUCUCCACUCAAGACUGUUUCAAAAUAAAAAUGAAUCUUUAAAGAACAUGAACCAGAUUUCAGCCACCAAUAUGAUCCAGUGUUAGGGAGGCAUUCCCAACAUCACAUUCCUAGUUGUAAGGAAUAACAUCUCUCACUGCUGAUGUGUAUAUUUAAUAUAUAUGGAGUAAUUAGGUAAAAGUAAAUUCAUUCAUUUAAUGUUAAAGUAUUGACACAUACAUGGUAUAGGGAUUUUCAGUUUGUCCUGAAAUGAACUCGGGCUAAGUGAAGCAUUUCUGAGUGUGUCAAGAAAUUUAAGUAUCCUUGACACAGCAUUUUGUAAGAUCCAGAUUUACCAUCACAAAAAGUGAUGGAAACUAUUGUCAUAGAAUCAAUAUACCACCGGGCUUGAGGGAUAAAAAUGAUUAUUAUUCCAAGCUGGUGUUUAUUAAGCGAUCCUUACUUUGCAAAAAACCAUCCUACUCGGAACUGCCUAUAUAGUCAGAUGGUUCUCUAAGAGUUCUUAUGGCCAUUGGUUAGGACUUGAACUGUUAUGUUUUUACCAUUCCCAGACUGUAAAUCGAACUGAAGGUUAACAACAACAAUAAUAAUAGAAAAAAGAAAGUCAAGCUAAUAUAUUAUGAUUACUGGUAAAUUGUCAGUAGGCAGCCAAAGUCUGGCUAAUUCUGCAGACAGUAUAACAAAAUUUAGCUACAUUCAAAGAAACUAUAUUGUACUGAUCUGAUAACAGCAUCUAUAUGUUUAAAAAAUUGGUGUUCCUGGGUAUUUUUUCAGGCGAGAUGUUCUGAAGUGGGUCUGUGAAUCCUUAUAGAAAGUAUAGUGUAGUAGGGUGUGAACUGUAGUUUCGAUAGUCCCUUGUCAUCAGUCUAAGCUUGUACGGAAUUAUUUUAUGCUAGCGCUCCAAAACUGGGAAGUGCACUGCAGCAUGCUAAAAUUAGUGCCCUUCAGAAUCUGGAAACAAUUAUAUGAUGUAUGUAUCUUGCUGUUUUGAAAAGAGAAGUUUGAUUGCUCAAAAAAACAGUUAGGAAGAGCAGACUGAUUUUGUUGGGCUUCCAAGUCUUUGGUAGGUUUUUUUAAAUCAGUGGCCCCCAACCUUUUGGGCACCAGGAACCGAUUCGGAGACACAGGUUUUUCUGCAGACUGGAGAGGGCGUGGUUUUGCAUGCUGCCUGCAUCCCACAGAUGG